UAAAUGGAGUUUGGGAGGGAAAUGCUGGAUCCGAUCAUACACACGUGCAUUAUUCAUGUGUGUGUAGAAUAAACACGAUAAAACUGUAGUAGUUGAGUAAGAACCGGGACACAGAGAGGGAGGAAGAGCAGCACGAUGGACCCCGGCAGCUCGGAGGACUGUGGACCCACACCAUCCCGAGAACUCACACAAAACCCGCUCAAGAAAAUAUGGAUGCCGUGCAAAAACGGCUCACCAGAGAGGCUCAUUUAUCAGAGAAAGGUAUGCAUGACCAACUGCCCGACUGUCAUUGUCACAGUGGGCUUGCCAGCCCGGGGUAAGACCUACAUCUCCAAGAAACUCACCCGCUACCUCAACUGGAUCGGUGUCCCAACGAAAGAAUUUAACGUUGGGCAGUACAGACGAGAAUGUGUGAAGAUCUACAAGUCGUUCGAGUUCUUCCGACCGGACAACGAGGAAGGGCUUAAGAUCAGGAAGCAGUGUGCAUUAGCAGCUCUUAAUGAUGUACGGCAGUAUCUUAUUGAAGAGGAAGGCCAAGUGGCGGUAUUUGAUGCCACAAACACUACACGAGAACGAAGGGAUACUAUUAUGCGAUUUGCUGAACAGAACGGCUUUAAGUUAUUCUUUGUUGAGUCGGUUUGUGAAGACCAGGAGGUUAUUGCAGAAAACAUCAUCCAAGUCAAGCUGAGUAGCCCAGACUACACUGACUGUAACACAGAUCAAGCAGCGGAGGAUUUUAUGAAGAGGAUAAAGUGCUACGAGAACUCCUACCAGCCCUUAGACGAGGUUCUGGACAGAGAACUGUCCUUCAUAAAGAUUAUCGACGUGGGUCGGCGGUACCUGGUAAACAGGGUGCAGGAUCACAUCCAGAGUCGAAUCGUCUAUUACCUCAUGAACAUUCACAUCACACCACGCUCUAUAUAUCUGUGCCGGCACGGAGAGAGCGACCUCAACGUUAAAGGCCGAAUCGGGGGCGACUCUGGUCUCACGGGCCGAGGAAAAGAGUUUGCUCGCUUCUUGGGCCAGUUCAUCCAUUCCCAGGAAAUUAACGAUCUGAAGGUGUGGACGAGUCAGAUGAAGCGGACGAUUCAGACGGCCGAAGCUUUAGGUGUACCGUACGAGCAGUGGAAAGCUCUCAAUGAGAUCGAUGCUGGUGUGUGUGAGGAGUUAAUGUACGAGGAGAUUCAGCAGCGGUUCCCGCUCGAGUUCGCCCUGCGUGAUCAGGACAAAUAUCGCUACCGAUAUCCUAAAGGAGAGUCUUACGAGGACCUGGUGCAGCGCCUCGAGCCUGUGAUCAUGGAGCUGGAACGGCAAGAGAACGUCCUGGUCAUUUGCCACCAGGCCGUAAUGCGCUGCCUGUUAGCCUACUUCCUGGAUAAAACAGCAGAGGAGCUGCCUUACCUGAAGUGCUCGUUGCACACAGUGCUGAAGCUCACACCAGUGGCUUAUGGCUGCAAAGUGGAGCCCAUCUUCCUGAACGUAGAAGCGGUGAACACUCACAGAGGAAAACCAGAGAACGUGAACGUGCACCGAUCAACAGAAGAUGCCUUACAGACCAUCCCUGCUCAUCUCUGACCCUGACGGCCGGUUCGCCCCGGUUUCUCGAGACCUCAGUGAUGAAACACUCUCACGUCUUGUGUGUCUGAUUUCUUAAUCCGUCCUCGUCAGGGGUCAUCAUGGUAACUCCAGAAUGCACUACUUUGUUUAUUUAAUCUCCAGGUUUCUCAGGUCACUGCAAACACUUCAUUUCAAUGUUUAAUAUAAUGCAAAUGUCAAAAAAAGGGAAAUAUGGACGUCUCAUUGUACGGAGCAUCAAACACAGACUUGUAAUAUUGUUCAGCUGAUCUACCGGUUUGCAUUCAUCUUGUAUGUGGAUUCUAUUCUGUUUUUAAUCAUAAGGGAAUUUUUAAAACUGUUGUGGAGGUUAAUCUAUCAGCCAUGGACCAUGUGCUUAGGGAAAAUUCUGACUAUAACGUUUCAGCUAAUUAAAAAAUGCCAUAAGCAUGAGGUUUUAUUGACAAAUGUAGAAGGUGAUUUUAGCAUCUAUGUUACCCCCUUUCUGCCACCUUCAAUAAAUAACCAGCAAGAAGAUCUGCAUCCAGACAUUUCUCUUCCAUUGACCUAUAAUACUGUCUUAUAUUUGAAUAUAUAAGAAGAGUUCAAUGCCCACCACUCACCACCAAGUGGUCACUAUUGGACCCUUGAGAAAGGCCCUUAACCCUCAGUUGCUUGCAUAGCAAUCUGUCUUUAAAUGCAUUUUGAAUAGAAGCACUUACCAAAUUGCAUUGUCCUUAAUGGUGGGGAACACACCCACCCUUACACUCGUCACAUCAUCACAUGCUUCACACUAUGCACACUAGAGAUCCUUACGAGCACCUGCACUUUGUUUAAUGUAGUUAAAGAUUAACCUGGAGAUUAAAUCAGGGACUUGUGUUGUACACUUUAGGUUCUGAGAUGUGUGGAAUAUUCACUAAUAUGUAAUAUAAUACGUUUGUACUGUAUUGGCUGGGAUUUUUAGACUAUACGUCGUAGAUACGGGGUGUGUACAGGUUUCCUGUGUGUAUUUUUUUUGCACUCCUCCUGUCGUGUCAGUAUUGUGCUGUGGUUGUGUCAUUGUUACUGAUUCUCAUCUCUCUGUUACUUUGAGGGACUGGUGGCACAACUCUGUUUUGUCCGAGAGUGUGAGAGCGAAAACGAUACUGUAAAUGAUCCAGAUGAGAUUGGAGUCCUCACACAUAGACAGCUAUAUAUUUUUUAAUCUUUUAAAUUUGUUUUAAAAGCGGGUCAUAAUCAGUGUGUUCAGUGCUCUAGCUGCAGAACCCAAAUAAAUCAUUUUUUGUAUUAUUUUAAAUUGAAUACGGAGGUAUUAGUUAUUUUUUUAUUAAGCAGGUUUUGUUUUCAGGAUUAAUACCUGUAAGGUAAAAAUGUUCGUUCCCUGAGCGUGAAGAAACCGUGUGUGUGUGUGUGUGUGUGUGUGUGUGUAUGGUGUAAAACAUGCUCAUGUGUCAUCAUGCACUGGUUAUUGUGAUAACAAAUUAGGGAACAAUAUACGUGGAUGUCUGGUAAUGUAUUACAGGCAAUAAAC
This is a messenger RNA of Trichomycterus rosablanca, 3085 nucleotides long. RefSeq names its product 6-phosphofructo-2-kinase/fructose-2,6-biphosphatase 4a (gene pfkfb4a). Gene Ontology annotation, cellular component: cytosol. Gene Ontology annotation, biological process: fructose metabolic process; fructose 2,6-bisphosphate metabolic process. The transcript has 14 exons. NCBI's taxonomy places the organism in Eukaryota, Metazoa, Chordata, Actinopteri, Siluriformes, Trichomycteridae. Gene Ontology annotation, molecular function: ATP binding; 6-phosphofructo-2-kinase activity; fructose-2,6-bisphosphate 2-phosphatase activity. Bases 136 to 1575 code for a protein of 479 amino acids. The record is from RefSeq and is a predicted model, not a curated record.